Messenger RNA from Gigantopelta aegis, 6277 nucleotides. RefSeq names its product prolyl 3-hydroxylase 2-like. The transcript has 18 exons. Gene Ontology annotation, molecular function: iron ion binding; L-ascorbic acid binding; protein binding. Lineage: Eukaryota; Metazoa; Mollusca; Gastropoda; Neomphalida; Peltospiridae. The coding region runs from base 58 to 2700 and encodes 880 amino acids. Gene Ontology annotation, cellular component: endoplasmic reticulum. The record is from RefSeq and is a predicted model, not a curated record. Gene Ontology annotation, biological process: collagen metabolic process.
UCCUUCAUCAGUUUGCAAGUGGUUUGCUGCCGGCUACAUGCGUGGUGAAAAAGAACGAUGCGGAUGUGCGAUCGAGUGUUCGUUUUAAUCAAUAUAUUUAUUUCCACACUUGCAGAGAAAAAUCAUGUUAAAAUACGCGAUGAAAAUUUUGCAGAACUGUACGAAGCGGGCGUGCAAGCGUACGAUGAAGAAGAUUGGUACCAGUGUGAACUUCAAAUGGUGGAUGCUCUGUCGGACUACAAGUUUUAUAAGCAGACGAUCAUUGAUUGUCGUCUGCAGUGCAAGAAAAAUACGUCCAUCAGAGAACUGACGCCAGAAAUGAUCGAGUUUUCAGUUUUUGAAAAGUUUAUAGAAAAUUCCGAUUGCGUAAGACGAUGCAAACAGAACAUUUUGGGAGACAAAAAGUUUCCGCAUCCAUCAAGCGUGAUCUUCGAAACAUUUCGGACACGAAAACCUUAUGAAUAUCUUCAGUUUUGUUGGUAUCAGGUGGGAAAGAUGGAGAAGGCAGCUUCAGCAGCAUACACGUUCUACCUGGCGAACCCACACCAUAACGACAUGAUCAGGAAUGUCCGCUACUUCAAGGACACACUAGGAGUCAAAGAGUCUGACUUUCUCGACCUCGAGAUGAGGCCAUACAAGGAGUCGUAUAUACGUGGAAUAAUGGAGUACAACCAAGAGUCGUGGGAGAGAGUGCGAGACCUCAUGGAGAAGGCUGUCAGCCAGUAUUUGGAGGAUGAGGAGAGAUGUCGGGCCGACUGCGAGUCUACUUAUGACCACGUUGGGCCACAGGAGUUUGUCAACGCUGUUGCAGAUCACUACAUAUCAGUGCUGAAAUGUCAGUUUAAGUGUGAAGAUCAGCUGAGUGUCGUCUUCACAGAUAAGAUUGACUUCUUCGUUGCAGAUCUCUUCCACUAUCUUCAGUUUACAUACUUCAAAUUGAAUAACAAAGCAAAAGUAGCGGAAGCUGUGGAUACGUUUAUCCGGUUGAACCCACAAGAUGACAUGAUGCUUAACAAUAAGGCGUACUACAUCAACAGGGGCUUUGAUAAGACAAUGUUCAAACCACGACCGAAUAUUGUUGAAUACAUUGAACGUCGAGAACAGAUUGAGAGAUUGUUGAAUUUUGUCAAGGAGAACUACAUGAGGGACGAACGAGAGAAGGAUGUCCAUGAUGAGGAGGAGAAUACCUACGAACACUAUAUGAAGCCUUACGAGAGAAUAGGACUCAAAAUUGUUGCCAUGGCAGAGAAACUGAAAGGGCCACUCAGAUUUGCUACAGACGGAUUCAUCAAAGAGGAACAGUGUUCAGAACUUAUAAGUCUGACUGAUGAUAUAUCGCCUGACGACAAGGGUGCAGUAAUAGUAGGAGUAAAGGAUGCGAGAGAGAAAAUGGAGAACUUUGGUGAUGAACAUGAGAUUGCGGUGCGCCUAUUUCUACGUAUCUCUGAGACGAUGCGUCACUACUCCAUGCGUUAUUACAAUCUGACGAGACUGUUCUUUAAACAAUCGGCCAUCGUGUGCUGGACGCACACAGAAGAUAAAACUGACCAUAAUUGUUUUCGCCAAGAAGAUGGGUCUUGUGUCCAGGAGUUUCAGUCCGUCAUUGGCGAGGAGGAAUAUAUGGUUACCUUGUACCUGUCUGAUGUAGAAGAAGGUGGUGAACUCAAUUUCCUGGAUCCACAAAAAACAUUACAGAGCUCAUUAGAUGUUCAAUGUGGCCGCCUUGCAGGAUUUCAGAAUGGUGACCGGCACUACAUUGAGGUUCCCAACAAUGAGAAGAGGUGUGGUCUCGUAAUCGUCUUCACCACCGAUCCUUCGAAAGACGAGGUGGCCUACGUGGAAACUCUGAAGUUUCUACACCAGCUGGAGCAGGAUAAAAUUGACCAGAUAUUUGAUGAUAAUAAAAACAUUCUAGAAGAGUUCGAGAAGAGAGGUGUGAAGGUCAUUAAAAACAGUUCGGAACUGAAUGGGGAGAGGUUCGUCGUCGACAAUCUGGCUACCCAGGAGGAAUGUGAUACACUGGAAAAUUUAGUCCUGAGUGGCGCUUUGGUUGGUGAUGGUUAUGAUACUCUCAAAGGCAAACCCUCACUUAUGACUCCCAUAUCAGCUUUCGAAAUGUUUCAAGGACUGACAAUAUACCGGGCAGCCAAGCUUGCCUUUUCUGAGCUUGUACCUGCUACAUCAGUUCAGUUGUUUCUGGAUCUCAGUGAAAAGGUUCGACUGUAUGUGGAAAAAUACUUCAAUCUGUCCCGACCUCUCUACUUUGACUACACUCACCUCGUAUGCAGAACAGCCUUAGAUGAAACGGCAGAGAGAACGGAUCUGAGCCAUCCUGUACAUUCUGAUAACUGUAAUCUACUGCCAAAUGGAACUUGUUCUAAAGCAUACCCAGCCUAUAUCCACAGAGACUACAGUGCACUUCUUUAUUUGAAUGGUGAUAUUGAUGGAGGGGAGUUUUUCUUUGCCUUUUCUAACAAAACAGAACAGAUGUCAAUAAAACCGAAAUGUGGAAGAGUGGUCGGAUUCAAUGCUGGUGAGUUUCACGGCGUGAAGGCACUUCGGAGAGGUCAUCGGUGUGCUCUCGCUCUCUGGUUUACCCACAAUCCUCAGUACAAGGAACUGGCUCACCUGCAGGCAAAGAAAAUCAUCGCACGCAAACGAAAGGCUGAAAUGAAAAUCAAACAUUCCGAUGAAUUAUGAUGGUUGUUGAGGCAUUACUAUGUAUACCUUGCUAGCUCCACUGGUGUGUUAAUGGCUAUUCUCUUGUUCAUACAAGCAGUUUAUGAGUAACUGUUCAUACAGAUGAUCGUAUAAGUUGUUUGUGAAUUUUUUUUUGUCUUAUGCUGUGUUCGGAUGUGCUCGGAAACAGGAAAUUUCUGACUUGUCAAACCAUAAUUGCCACGAAUAAUAAUUAUACUGUUCAUGUGUAGUUAAUGAAAUUCUUUGUUAACUGUGGUUUCAAAAUUUACGACACUUCCAUUUUCAACUUUUAACCUCAUGGGUUUUUUUACCCCCUCCCCCACUUCCGUGGGUUAUUCGUUUAGGCAAAAGUGAUGAAAUUUUGAGACGGUCCCUGAAAGAGCUCUGCUAUCUUCUUGUCCCAUGCUGGAACAUUAUUUUAUAAUGCAAAACACUAAUGUUAUUACAGUUUUAAUAAAGCCAUUUAUUCUGGCUUCAAAUGGAUUUAUCAUCUACCUCUGCAACAUUUGGCCACAAGUAUUAUUUCCAUUUGUAGUACAUAAUAUAUUACAUUUAAAGAGCUCGGAAGCAGCACACUCGCAGGUUUUUAAUAAUGGAAAAUUUCAGCAGAUCCAUUGGGUUUUUUUUGACCCUGUCAAUCAAUGCCCCACAACUAGUAUAUCAAAGACUGUGGUAUGUGCUGUCAUGUCUGGGAGAAAGUGUAUAAAAGCAAUUCUUCGCUGCUGAUGAAAAAUGUAGGGGUUUCCUGGAAGACUGUGUGUCAGAAUCAUUAUAAUAUUUGACAUUAGGGCCUCCACGAGUCCUAAGUAUGGGACUCGAGUAAUCGAGGGUCAAACUCGACCCAGACCCGAGUACCCGACAGUUACUCUAGAUGAUGAUGAGAUUAAGGAAUAAAGUAAAAUAGCAUUAUGCAUCUUAAUUCUACCGCUGAACAGGAUGCCAAAUCAUGCCAUUGUAUUGCAGUUAGAAACCUUUUAGAAAAUGUUCAGUGUUGUGAUGAAUGGACGGCCAGUUUGAAAAGAGAAACUAGAGCACGAUCAUCAAAUAAUUAUUGUGUAACUUAUAUCGUUGAUUAUCAUUUGCUGAAAUUAUUGUCCUACAUUGUCCAGUGUAUUAUAGUUGAUAAAUUGUAUUCCACCUGGUACGGGUACUCUAGUCCUGUGAACAGACUUAGUCUUGCUAGACUCAACCCGUGUCCGAGUACUCAAGUACUCAUGGAGACCCUACUUGACAUGCAAUUGCUGAUGAUUAAUUAAUCAGUGUGCCCUAUUGGUGUCAUUAAACGAAACACACUUUUCACCAAUUUAAAUAAGAAUGCCCUGUCAUGGGAAGAUCUAUUCCAUGUUUAAAUAGUUAAACAUUACUGAGAUUGCAGCUUUAAUUUUCAGAAAGUUCAACAUGGAAGGUGAUAUCUCAGGCAGAGUAGGCAAUUGCCUAGGGUUCUCCAGUGUAGUUUAGUAAUGAUGAAUAGCAUUGUCAUUGGCUUAUAAAACAGUUAUACAUGUAUAAUGGUGCACAUUGAAUAUUCACCUGGAUUACCAGAUACUUUUGCAGGUUUAAGAGUUUGGAGAAGUUUACUCGACAUUAUGUCAACUUGGUCAUUAAAGUUAAACUAGUUUGUCUGAUUGAACUGGUGAGCAGUAGAAUUAUCAAGUUUAAAUAAUAACUUUGUAUGUUUGUGAUACACAACAUGUGGUUUAGAUUCCUUGGGACAGUAAAAGACUUACACGUGCUAAGCGCCAAACAAUGAUGUUUCUUUUUAUGUGUUCAGUGCCAUUAACAUGUAUUUUAAAAAUCUAGUCAGCUAUUUGAUAGAUACUAUUGUUUAAGAUGGUGCAGUGAGAAAUAUUCUGCUGAAGCUUGAGACCUAAAUUUGAUAAUAACUGUAGGGUCCACAGGAAUAACCCGUAAUAUCACAUUUAAGUAAGGUGGUAUUUUAGAAUUUUAACAAUUACAACUCUGCACUCGUGGAAUAUUUUUAUCUAAGAAAGCAUAAUUUAUUAACUACUUUUAAUGGCCUACCAUAAUUAUAGGUUUUUAAUUUAGUGUGUCAUUGUGACCUUGAUAUACACGACCGUCAUAAUACUGACCAUCUGUUUGGACAUCAUAGGUUAUUCCCGUGGACCCUCCAACUGGUAACUUGUUUAUUAUCCUCUAUUGAGCAUGUUGAAUCAAUUUUAUAUUAAAUUUGUAACUAAUAUAUCAAUAACUUCCAGAAUUUGUUUUCAUCAAUUUUUAUAAUUACAAAUAAUACAACUAAGAAAUAUUCUAAAUACAGACAAAUCCAUUUCUUUCAGACUUAUUUGUGAUCCAUUUUCUGUAAUAAUUUUCCAUAUUGACAUAAUUUUAUUUAUUUUUUCCAAAGGAUAACAUUCAGUUUUUUUAAUGAUAUAAAAUCAAGUGUAUUGUAUGAUAAUAGGAAGUUUGUGAUUAUAUUUUUAUAAAUCUAUGCAAAUAUAUAUAUUGUGUUGUAUUGAACAAAGAUAUACAUGUAUGUACUAAACUUUUAUCUGUGUUAUUUCAAAAAUCUAAGUUUAUCAUAUCUGUAAUUUCUUUAGUUAUUUGUAUUAUUCAUUUCUUUUCAACAUAACUUGACCUAUAAUUAAUAGCAUUUUCUCCUAUUCUAAUAACAUAAAAGAAACCAAAACGUAGAUAGUAUGUGUAAAAAAAAAAAAAAAAGAAAAGACAUACAGAUUAGUUUUGAAGAAGAAAGAGGAAAUUAUGUGACAAGAAACAGGUAGCCCAAGACAUAUUCUAAGAUUUUAGCCAUUGGCAGUUAGGAUAUUCAGACCAGUCUAUUAGAAUAAGAGGAAAUGCCUUUAGUUAGAGGUCAGGUCAAGUAUUCAUAAAACAGAAAACAUUCAGUUUUCUUCAGUUUUACUAAUGUGUAAUAAUAAACAGUGCUGUGAUUUUUUCAGCUUUUUAUUUGAUAUCAGGGUUUUUUGGGUGUGUUUGUUUCGACUGGAUUUGAUUUAAAAUGCUGGAAAAUAACCUUUAUUUAAAAAUGGCAUAGCAUUUCAGAGAUCAUUUCAUCUUUUAUUUUCAACUGCUAUCUCAUCCCUGAAUAAAAUGUUAUUAAUGUAGAUGAAAUAUAAAUAAUUAUCUGAUAGCUCGUUAUAAUUUUAUUGCCACCAGUUUGACUUUUUUUUCCUCCAGUUAUAUGAUCAUGACAUUUUAAACUUUUUUUCAAGUGUUAUGUAGAUAUAUUGAGAGUAAAAAAUAACAUGUAGACCAUAAUAUCUCAGUCACUAAUUAGUUGGUAAGAUACAAAGAUGUAAUGUGGAAUUGAGUAUCAAUAAUGUGGUAUAGUUAACUUCUGACACUAUGGAUAAAGGUUUUAGCAAUCUAAUUAGAAUUAGCUCCACUAUUACAUGUGGAUCUAACAGCAGCCCGUUGGAGCUCAUGUCCAGUUGACCUUCAUUCGACCAAACAAAACCAUACUUGCAAAAUCGUGCCAGUGAUUUGAAAAGAAUUUGAAAACAUUCGGGAUUAUAACCGAGUGUAUACCAAAUGAUUUGGGUGAAUUACAAAGUAUGCCGGAAACUAAUUGCAAUAUAAAAUUUUAUAUAACCCGUGA